Rhincodon typus (whale shark) is the source of this 2547-nucleotide messenger RNA. RefSeq lists its product as uncharacterized. The transcript has 5 exons. The record is from RefSeq and is a predicted model, not a curated record. The coding region runs from base 102 to 2156 and encodes 684 amino acids. Lineage: Eukaryota; Metazoa; Chordata; Chondrichthyes; Orectolobiformes; Rhincodontidae.
UGCAGGCUGCAUCUCCCAGCAAAGUCGCUCUUGGGAUUUAUUGUGGUAUAGUAGCUCUCCUUUUUACUGUGAUAAAGACAAUUAACUAUCAGCUUCACCUUAUGUUUGAGGAAGAAGAAAUUAUACAUCGCAAUGUUCAGUCUGCUGUUUCCACAAAGGAUAGGACCGGAUCUGGAGCAAAGGAUAAUGGUGAACCAGAACUGAUGCCGUCUUUUAGUCCUGGGAAUGGCAUGCAAGAUCUUCAUUUGACUGUUCACAAAAGGGAUAGUUCAAAACCACCAGUCUGCCAGAACUCUUGCCAGUCCAUGCUGGAUACUGGGGCCAGCAGUGACUCUGAUUUGUCGGCAAAUCCUAAAGAUGCGGAAGUACUCAAAGAGAGAGACUUCAGAAGACUCACUGUAGCUCAGCAAAGCAAUGUGCUCUCACUUGAACCAACUUACACAGCUCAUUUAAUGUUAAAGAGGGAAGGAGAAGAUCUUAUCCAGAACAAUGCAGCACCCCUGAUGCCAUCUGAUUCUGCAGUGAGUUUCCAUCAUUCAGCUUCUCAAGAUGCAGAGCCCAACAGGCAACACAAAGGAGAGUGUGACACCUUGAAAGAAUCACCGUCAUUCCUUUCCCCAUCUACAGUGCCAUGCCAGUCAACUAUUUAUCAUACUGUAGCAUUAAAUGGAUUAGAUGGUUCUGAAAAUACUAGGCAUUGUGUUUUAGGUCAGAUUUAUACUUUGGCAUCAUGUGCUAGAUCAGCUAAUUUCGAUGGGGCCCCAAAUGAGUUGGAGGAUACACUCAAUUGGUCAGAGCACCUAGUGUCAACUGAACAGUUCAUAGAUAAAUUAAACCCAGACUGUCAAUGUACUGAUGUACCAGAGACCAAGUGCGAUGCAUUAGUGAUUAAUGCAGGUAAUGCUAAGCCAGGACCAAUGUGCAAUAGGAAUCUUCUUAGUGAUGAAAAUAAAUCUUUCAGGAAAUGUUUCAGUCAAACAAAGGAAACCCCUGGGAAUAUUGCUGGUUGUGCUGACUGUGGGGACCAGAAACUGCCAAGUGAACCAAGUACCAACCCUGCAGUAAUCAGAACAACCCACCUGAGAGCAAAAGAGGAUGAUUUUAAUGAUCCCGAUCAUGAAACUGUUUCAAUGAACAACUUUUCUUUGGUGCAACCUACAGAAAGCAAAGAAGUAGAACUCUACUGUGAUCAGGAUUCCAGCAAACAUUUAAUUAAGAGUUUGGAGCCUAAGACUAAUCAAAAUAAUUCAGUUCAGUGUCCUAAUCGGAAACCAAGUUUGCCAAAUAUGCAAGAUUCAGAGAUAACAGACAUUCCAGUUAAUUCACUGGGGCUGCAAGAAGUUAUGAGAAAGAGCACUGACACUGUUAAUAGUGCUAACUUAACACCCUCAUCAUUUUUGUAUGUUAAUGUGAAUAAAGGGACACAGAUGACGGGAUCUGAUAAGUUCAUAUCAAAGACAGAUCCUGCUGUCAGACCAAAGUCUUCCAGCUUUCUUAAAAGGGCUCUGUCUAGUCACCAGUGUGAUAAGCAGAAGCCAAGGAAACAAGUAAAUGUUGGUGCUGAUUCCACGGUUUGUAUUGGCAAUGAAUCUUGGUCUACAGUGGCCUCAAAGGACAAUAAAAGUGAAGAUGAGGAUACAAGUGAUCAUACUGGUCUCGGCAGCUCCUCAAGUCUGCAAUCUCAUCAUAAUCUUUCAAUAGAAACCUCUUCCAGUACUAAUUCACAGACCUAUUGUUCCCCAGAUCACACUCAUUGCAGCCACCAAAAUUUACACCGACUGACCGAUUCCAGAGCUGUGUCAGACUCCUUCUUGAAAGUUGUGCAUUGUCUAAUAGAAAACCAGAGGCAGCAUGAACAGCAAGCUGUGACCGAUUGCUCUGUGCAAACACACAUCACCGUCCUUAGUGCAAAUGGAGGAGCAGAUGUGGUCUUGAGCAGGAUAUCCAGAGGGAGCACGAACAAUCGGGGAAGAACAUUAACCACUUCAAAGUCAGAUUUAGAGGCCAAAGAAGGACAGAUCCCAAAUGAGUCAAACUCUAUAGAGUUCAUUUCCUUACUGGAGUCAAUUAAUAGUUCAAGAAUUAAUGCAACAAGCUGGACAGGUGAUUGUCAAGAGGAGGGUGCCAUGGAUGGAGGUAUGAUUUUAGCAUGUUAGGGUGUGUUUGAAUAGUUUCGUAAAUUUAAAACAACUUGCUAAUAUGUAUUUUUUAAUGUUGUUUCCAUAUAGGCACAGUAGAAAAUUCAACUGUAUUUUGUUAAGAGGUUUACAUCUGCCUACAAAAUCUUUCUUCCUGCUUUUUGUCACACUUGUUAAUAUUUCCAUUGUGAAUUACUAUAUCUGCAUUUGUAAUGGAAACUAUCCAUCACCUUGUAAUUAGGCCACUGGCUGGUGCUGUAUUAUCUUUUUUUGCAGAAAUCAUUCAAUGUGCUUCACACAAAUGUCAAGUGACUGAAAUUUCUAAAGUUUCAAAUAAGAACUUGAACAAAAUUCAAAUAACACUUUUCAUGAUAACAUUAUUAAAUGCAUCCAUUGAAUUAUAUUUUAA